This is a messenger RNA of Galleria mellonella (greater wax moth), 3314 nucleotides long. It is a transcript of the gene dbe, whose product is annotated as KRR1 small subunit processome component homolog. Lineage: Eukaryota; Metazoa; Arthropoda; Insecta; Lepidoptera; Pyralidae. The transcript has a single exon. Gene Ontology annotation, molecular function: RNA binding. Bases 2213 to 3259 code for a protein of 348 amino acids. Gene Ontology annotation, cellular component: nucleolus; small-subunit processome. The record is from RefSeq and is a predicted model, not a curated record.
AUGGGAAUGAAAACAGGCCAGUUAGCCCAUCAUGAUGAAUUCAUUAGGAAUUAACCAUGAUAGUUUCCAGGGAGAACCGCGAAGAGGUCGACCUGGUUGGGUAUAUUGCUAGUAAUGGGAUUCUCAGUCUCCAUUACUAACAAUCCCUUUCCCCCUGCCAUACCUAUUAAGAUAGUAAUUACUUGCUUUGUCAUUAAAACCGCAGGUACUAUAUUUAAUAUGGGAAAAAAUAAUUAUUGAUAAUGGGGUCUAACAGUUCCAUUGCUAGCAAUACACCCCCUUAGGUCUGCAACGUAAUUCCCGUUUAAAUCUGGGGCUUUAUCAUAAAAUGAAAUUCCGAAUUUUCGGACGGACGGAGCUUAACAUUAAGGAGCUUAACUAUUACAUCGGGUAUCCCUCAAGGUUCUAAUAUUGGUCCGAUACUCUUCAAGAUAUCUGUAAAUGACAUUAUUUCAGGUUUUGAGUCGUCUUUAGCAUGUUUGUUUACAGAUGAUUUAAAACUUGCAAAAAAUAUAAGAUCUGUCCAUCAUUGUGCGCUUUUGCAACCGACCUGGAUAGACUAAUUAUGUGGUGUGAAUACAACGGCAUGUCUCUGAAUUUCACGAAAUGUAUUCAUUUAAAAUUCACUAGAAAACACUAAAAAAAAUUACCUUUGAUUAUAUAGAGUUUGCAAUGGCAAAAGUAUCAAGAGCUUUGGGUUUUGUAAUUCGCAAUGCCAAAGAAUUUGUAUUUACAAAUUCCUUGGCAAAAACUAAAAUAAAAUUAUAUUAUUCAUUAGUUCGAAGCGUCUUGGAGUAUGGUUCGAUAGUUUGGCGACCACAUUAUUCAACCCAUAUUUUAAGAUUUUUUUAAUGGAUGAUAAUGGAAUGGUAUGGUACACGCGCUAUCGGUAUACACCGGCGGGGCACCAGUGAAAGAUGAUAGGUGAGGAUGAAGUAGGUCAGUUAGCCCAUCGUGACAAUUUUAACAAGAAUUGUUCUUGAUAGUUUCCACGGGAAACCACAUGGAGGUCGACCUAAUAAGGCAUAUUGCUAGCAAUGGAACUAUUAAACUCCAUUGCUUAACAAUCACUUUCCCCCCGGCAUAUUUUAAGAUUAGAGCGUAUACAAAAAAGAUUUUUCUGGCAUUUGGCUUUUUCAGCUCGACAAUCUAAGACCUUGGUGGCUUACAGGGACAGGCUUGUCUAUUUCAAUAUGGUAUCUCUUGAUAAGCGUAGAAUAUUAAUAGAUUUAAUGUUCUUAUAUAAUCUGUUUAGGAACAGAAUUGACUGAUCGCAGCUUCUUGCCAAAUAUCAUUUUCGAUUGCCUGUGCACUAUCCUCAUAGUUAUAUCAGUCCAAUAUCCGUGCCGUUCCAUAGAACUGUUCUUGGUGCCGACUCCACUGUACCACGUCUUUGCAAGCCUUUGAUAUUCACUUCGAUACGGAAGAUAUUUUUUAUAGGAAAGCAUUACAGUUAAUUUGAAUAGCUAAAAUUUAUAUGAAGCAAUCAUUUAAAGAAUCUAAAAAACUAUACCUAUCUCAAAUACCACAAGAGUUUGUUAUACCGUAUUAUUAUUUGUUAAUUAGCAUGCUGUGUUUCCUUUAAAAUGAUUGUGCACUAAAUAUAAAUAGACAGUAAUUUUAAUAUUAAAUCUUAUCAAUGUAACAAUUACUGGAAGACCAAAUAAAGAUAAAAUAAAAUAAACAUUUCGUUUAUCAUAAAUUCUACUAUAAAAGUCCAAAGAGACGAAAUUUUGAUAUUUUUAUUAUUUUGAAACGGAAAUCAUGUAAUUUUAACAUCGAUUUUCUGUUUCGUUCGGGCUCGAAAUUUCGGAAAAUAUUUAAUGGUAGGCCCUCAGCUUUCAUCCUCACCUGUCAUGUCUCACUGAUAGUGGAGGCGGGGUUCUCAUUUAAUUUUCACCAAUAAAAAAACGAUGCUUAAUGUAGAGGUAACGUAAACGAAAUCGUAUCUAAUUGAAGCAAUGUUGACAUUUAAGUAAAAAUAAAAAAUCACAUCUGGCAAUCAUUAACUCUUAAAUACUAGUACCCAGAGCCGUAAACCCUUAAUCAAAAACCUAACCUUAUUUAUUGUUUACAGUUGACAGUUGUAUUUUACUCGUGUUAAUUAAAUGUGAUGUUAACUUGUUAGUUUCUGUCUUUAAUCUGAUAAAUUAGUUGUAAGUGGGUAUUUGUUAUUGCUUUAGUUUACAUCGCAUAAUUGUAAUAAAUUAAAAUGGAUAAUCGUGAAAACGUAGAUAUAGAUGAUGAAAAGCAAGAUUCAAGACCAGUAGAAAAUGCAUGGUCUAUGAAAAUUCCUAAAUUUACACCUGAAGAUAACCCACAUGGUUUACUUGAGGAAAGCAAGUUUGCUACUUUAUUCCCAAAGUAUAGAGAACAAUACCUAAAAGAAUGUUGGCCCCUGGUCCAAAACGUGCUAAAAGAACACCAUAUAGUUGCAGAAUUAGAUCUCAUCGAAGGAAGCCUAACUGUUAAGACAACAAGGAAAACUUGGGAUCCCUACAUAAUUAUUAAAGCUAGAGAUCUUAUGAAAUUGUUAUCAAGGAGUGUUCCAUUUGAACAAGGUGUUCGAGUUUUAGAAGAUGAAAUAGGUUGUGACAUAAUAAAAAUAAAUUCAUUUGUUAGAAAAAAAGAAACAUUUCUAAAAAGGCGUCAACGUUUAAUUGGGCCUAAUGGUGUUACACUCAAAUCUAUAGAAUUAUUGACUGAAUGUUAUGUACUUGUCCAAGGCAACACUGUCUCUGCUGUAGGGCCAUAUAGAGGCUUAAUUCAAGUGAGACGUAUUGUGGAGGACACAAUGAAAAAUAUACAUCCUAUGUACAAUAUAAAAAGUUUGAUGAUCAAAAGAGAAUUAAUGAAAGACCCUAAAUUAAAAAAUGAAAGUUGGGAACGCUUUUUGCCCAAAUUUAAAAGCAAGAAUGUCCCAAGAAAACAACCGAAAAAGAAGACAGAAAAGAAGCCAUAUACACCUUUCCCUCCACCACAGCCCGAAAGCAAGAUUGAUCGUGAGUUGGCUACAGGGGAAUAUUUCUUGAAAGAUGAACAGAAAAAAGCUAAACAUCGUCAUGAAAAGGCAGAGAAACAGGCUGAAGCCAAGCAAGCCCGUAAUAUGAAGAGACAAAGAGAUUUCAUAGCACCAGAAGAAAAAACCUCUUUUAAUCCUAACCCAUCCCAUUCAACAGAGCCUACUGUUGAUAUUAAUCAAUUUAAAGCAAAGAUGAAGAAAUUAUCUAAACAAAAUAGAGGAUUGAAAAAAACAUAAUGUUGAGAUUAAAGCAAAAAUAAAUUUUAUUAAAUAAAAUUAAAUAUCAACAAUC